ACUGGGCCCAAGUGUUUUGUCUACGUCAGCGUCCGGAAACGCCUUAUAACCUUGUAACCUGCAGAUUGUGACUUGGCCCUUAUGCUUCGACCUGGACAUCUUCACCACGCAGACAAAGGCAAGGUCUGGUCUGAGCUUUCCGUGACGUGUGGCGAUCUGAGCUGAUUGCAUUGUGCCCGGAGCUAAUAAAGAUCGCCCUCCGGUUCCGCUUUGUUCGAUGAUACAUUCUAUUGCUUUGCGCUGAAAACAUUCUUGCAACGGAAUUUCUUCUACCUAUAUCGACCGUUGCUCUCAAGAUCAUCGACUCUCGAACUUCGCCAUGCGAGCCCAUCUCGCAUCACGAUUGCGAAGCUCUUCUCUCAGUGCUGUCCCUCCUCCACAAUCCUCGUCUGAAUACUCGAAUUCCCUAGCCAAAACCGCUGCUAGUAUUCUUUAUCGCUCGCCGAUCCCGUCGCAGACAGAACAUCCCAUAUACAUACUGAACGCUGCGGCUUUUCCCGAUGCCGAUGAGGUUGAUUUCGAUAAACUCCUACCAUAUGUUCUCGCACGACUUCCCGGAGAGGAAGAACUGAUAACAGGCACGGACUAUGAAGUCAUAUUCUUUGCUGGUGGCAAUCCUGACGGUGCAACGUCCAGUAAAAAGAACAGACCUGGAUGGGGAUGGUUCAUUCAAGCCUACCAUGUGCUCUCAAGGGCAAUGCGUAAGAGACUCCAAAAGCUUUAUAUUGUCCACGAGAGAAGUUGGGUCCGUAUACUUGUAGAAAUGUUCUCGACCAUAGUCAGCCCCAAGUUCCGGCGGAAGAUAGUGCAUGUGUCUUCCCUUACAUCGUUGGGUUUAUAUGUUCCCUUGGAGGAUCUUUUGAUACCACCAUCGGCAUACUUGCACGAUCGACGACUUAGUCCUGACAUCAACGUGCCAUAUGCUAGCGGCAGACGAGCUUUUGCGGUGAAACAGCCAUUUCCAAAAAAUGCUGCUGGAGGUACCAGACUACCUCGGGUUCUGAGGGAGACCACUACGUUCCUAUUAAUGGAACCAAACGUCAAGACUGAGGGUAUAUUUCGCGUUCCCCCACAUGCGCGCCUAAGAGAGAUCUUACGAGAGGCGUACGACAGAGGCCAAAAGUUCAUUGUCUGGAAAGACUACCAGUCAUUCUUGCCACUGCCAAAGUAUCCCAAAGCUCAAGACCAAGAUUAUGUGCUUGAUGAAGUCGACCAGAAAGAUGCAUACAAUGUUCUGCUCGCGGCAGGGCUCAUAAAACUCUGGUAUUCCGAGCUCCGUCAGCCACUAUUUCCGGACUUCACAUACCGCGAGCUCAAAACUUCUUUCAAGGACCCGGAGCUGCAAAUCACCGUGGAAGUACUGACCGAGCUCAUAUCUCCAACUUCGGAAUGGUCUAAACUACCGAUGAUGUCACGCGAGAUUCUCGUACGGCAUCUCCUCCCCCUCCUAUCGAUCAUAGCUUCACGCGCAGAAGAGAACAAGAUGACGGCCGAGAACCUUGCUGUCUGUUUUGCGCCUGCUUUGGUGUGUGGGCCAGAUCAACUAGAAGAUGCGAAGAUUUCAUCGAUGAUACGACGCAUACUGACAGCUGCUAUUGAGCUCUGGUCUAAAGGGCUUGCGAAAAUGUGUGGCGUGGACCUUGAGGCCUUCCCGAAGGAGCUGCUUCUUCCAUCUAACCCGACGGACUGGGAGGACCCCUUGGAAGCGCCCAGGCGACCUUUGCAACAAGCAGACGAUUACGAGCCGCAAACUGAUGAGAAGCAUUUCACAGGCAUCAUUAUGCAAGAUAAUGAUGAUACCGAUGAAGUACCCCCGCCGCUACCCCCACGGGGUGGAUCUAAUGGACGGACCGCUUGAUAUCGCCGAAUCUCCUGCCACUUAUGCUGCAACAACUGACGGCUUCGCGCCGCAUUCUUACUUAGCAACACUGUCUGGCCCACUAGAAGGGCAAGUGAAG
This is a messenger RNA of Pseudovirgaria hyperparasitica, 1958 nucleotides long. RefSeq names its product Rho GTPase activation protein. The transcript is spliced from 4 exons. Gene Ontology annotation, molecular function: GTPase activator activity. Gene Ontology annotation, cellular component: cytoplasm. Gene Ontology annotation, biological process: small GTPase-mediated signal transduction. The record is from RefSeq and is a predicted model, not a curated record. Lineage: Eukaryota; Fungi; Ascomycota; Dothideomycetes; Acrospermales; Acrospermaceae. The coding region runs from base 320 to 1858 and encodes 512 amino acids.